This is a messenger RNA of Cyanidioschyzon merolae strain 10D, 921 nucleotides long. RefSeq lists its product as hypothetical. Lineage: Eukaryota; Rhodophyta; Bangiophyceae; Cyanidiales; Cyanidiaceae. The record is from RefSeq and is a predicted model, not a curated record. The transcript has a single exon. The coding region runs from base 1 to 921 and encodes 306 amino acids.
AUGUACGCUUCCGAGACUGCCUCAACGCAGGGGCUUCCUGCACUGGAGCUGGAUCCGGAGGAGCUGCUGGCACAGGUACAGCUGCUUCGCGCCGCGGUUGAGGGUUCUCGUCGAGAGUCCCGCGAGCUCGUAGGCGCUCUAGAGCGAGAGCGGCGUUUGAACUUGGAAAUGCGUCAAAGAUUCGAAAGACAGUUCGCUGCUGUAUCGGACCAGCUUCUGCAGCUGAACCACUUGCAAAAGGAGUCGGAAGCCUUGCUUCAAAGUUUACAGGAGCAGCUGAACGAGGCCGAGUUGCAAAAAAAUGCAGCCCAGCGGGAGCUCGCGUGUGUGCAACGACAACUGAGCCUAGCACGGGCAGAGGCAGACGCGGGGAAGCGUGUCCUAACCACGAUCGCUGAAAAAGAGGCGUUGCUGCGUAAGACAUCACAAGCGAACGCUGACUUGCAACAGAUCGUCAUGCACUUGCAGGCUGAGCUCCGUAAUUCAGAACUACAACCGUCAACGUCGAAUGCUUCUGAGGAGCGGCUUCACGAGGCCGAAAUACCUUCGUUGGCUGACCGCGAUGCAUAUCAGACGUUGCAACAAACGAUUGAGAAACUGUCCGCGGAGCGUGACAUGUGGUACCACGAAUGCGCCCGCGCCAAGGAGGAAUCGCUUCGCUUGCAACAGGAUGCAGAGCGGCUUCGCGGGCUUCUUGACGAGCAACAGCGCGUCCAUACCACUACCCAGACGUUGCUGCAGGAUCGGCACUUGCUCAUGCGUCGCAUUAUUGCAGCACUUGCAGAGAAGUAUCUCAUGGAGAAACUACCUAAUCAACACUACACCCAGGAAAUAGAUUCGUCCCCGUUUCAAGCACGUGGAGGAACCUCUGUACAAGAAGCCCAUAAGCAUGAAAGAUUGCGUCGAGCGCGGUCUUUUUAG